Hyaena hyaena (striped hyena) is the source of this 2215-nucleotide messenger RNA. RefSeq names its product phosphodiesterase 11A (gene PDE11A). Lineage: Eukaryota; Metazoa; Chordata; Mammalia; Carnivora; Hyaenidae. The record is from RefSeq and is a predicted model, not a curated record. Gene Ontology annotation, biological process: signal transduction. Gene Ontology annotation, molecular function: 3',5'-cyclic-nucleotide phosphodiesterase activity. The transcript is spliced from 11 exons. The annotation marks the transcript as partial.
GGUUUUUUUCCUUUUCUUUUGAAUCAGGUGCUGUCAUACCAUGCAACAUGUUCAAAAGCUGAAGUUGACAAGUUUAAGGCAGCCAACAUCCCUCUGGUGUCAGAACUUGCCAUCGAUGACAUACAUUUUGAUGACUUUUCUCUUGAUGUUGACGCCAUGAUCACAGCUGCUCUCCGGAUGUUCAUGGAGCUGGGGAUGGUACAGAAAUUUAAAAUUGACUAUGAGACACUAUGUAGGUGGCUCUUGACAGUGAGGAAAAAUUAUCGAAUGGUUCUCUACCACAACUGGAGACACGCCUUCAACGUGUGCCAACUGAUGUUUGCAAUGUUAACAACCGCAGGGUUUCAAGAGAUUCUGACCGAGGUGGAAAUUUUAGCGGUGAUUGUGGGAUGCCUGUGUCAUGACCUCGACCACAGGGGAACCAACAAUGCCUUCCAAGCUAAGAGUGGCUCUGCCCUGGCUCAACUCUAUGGAACUUCUGCUACCCUGGAGCAUCACCAUUUUAACCACGCUGUGAUGAUCCUUCAAAGUGAGGGUCACAACAUCUUUGCUAAUUUGUCCUCCAAGGAAUAUAGUGACCUUAUGCAGCUUUUGAAGCAGUCAAUAUUAGCAACAGACCUCACGCUGUACUUUGAGAGGAGAACUGAAUUCUUUGAACUUGUCAGUAAAGGAGAAUAUGAUUGGAACAUCAAAAACCAUCGGGAUAUAUUUCGAUCAAUGUUAAUGACAGCCUGUGACCUUGGAGCCGUGACCAAACCAUGGGAGAUCUCGAGACAGGUGGCUGAACUUGUAACCAGUGAGUUCUUUGAACAAGGAGAUCGGGAGAGAUCAGAACUCAAACUCACUCCUUCUGCUAUUUUUGACCGGAACCGGAAAGAUGAACUGCCUCGGUUGCAAUUGGAGUGGAUUGAUAGCAUAUGCAUGCCUUUGUAUCAGGCCUUGGUGAAGGUCAAUGUGAAACUGAAGCCCAUGCUGGACUCAGUGGCGGUGAACAGGAGUAAGUGGGAAGAGCUGCACCUGAAAAGGCUGCCGGCGCCCGCCGCCUCGCCCUCCUCUGCCAGCCUCAUGGCCUCGGGGGAAGACAGAAACUAGCCCUCCAGCUUAGCUACUGCUGCAAAAUGACUGCAUCUGUCCCGAAGGGCCAGCAUCAGGCCAGCCCACGCCAUCCUUUUGUUCCUUUAAGCUCAGGCAGAGCGUUGCCGGGGAAGAGUUUGCACGGGGAAGAGUUUGCACGGGGAAGCACGCCUGGCCUUUCUCCUUGAAGUGUGGUCUGCAGGCGGAGGCAGGCAGAGGAGAGCCAGACAUGAAGGACAGAGGGGAGGGAGCCCCGCACGGGGCGCUCAGCUUCCCCUGACCAGCACACAUGGACUGAGGCUGAGACAAGGUGCUAGGCAGAGGACCCUGCACCUGAGGACAGCUGGCCCUGCUCAAGCCAAGCACAGAGCAGGGGACAUGCCAUUAACGCUGCUUCACUUUGUAUCCAGCUCUUCUAUUUGUUACAAGCCAAGCGAAUGCCUGCGUUUGCAUCCCCAGCGCCGUUUUGUGCCACACUGUCCCAAGAAUCUCAGUUUGUAUUCUGUAGAAGUAUUUUAUAUUUAUCCCAAAGCUUCUUAAUGAUGGAUUAGAGCCUUUAAAAUUGCCUACCUAAAAAAUAAACUAUAGCAUCCUUACAAGUAACAGUCAGUCCUAGUUUUCCCCUAAAAAGGCCCAUAGUAGAAAGACAGCAAAUGUGUUUGUUUGUGUGACUGGUAUUUAUACAAGAUUCAUAACACUGCACUGUGAUUGCGGCCCCCUUUUCCAGUUUUUGAAAAUCCAACCUUUGUUGUAGACUAAGCCUUUUCCCAGAAGGAAUGGAUUACUAGACUUUAAUUAAAGGAGAGAUGAAAGGAAGUCCAUAGCUGGACUCACCACACGUGACCCAUGAACACUUAGGAACUAUUUCCAAUAGUGAAGACAUUUUCCAGGCCACGGCAGAGCCACAGAAAAUGAUCAUGGACUACCUUGAGUUUUCUUAGGGAUGAGUUUUUGUAUACCAUCUAAACUUCCCACUAAUACCAACCUAAAGCCAAAUGUGGUAGUCUCCAAUUUUUUAUUUUUCCUUAAGUGUAAGAAAUAAUACUUGAGAAGUUAAGAAAUAACAGUCUGGGGGCACCUGGGUGCCUCAGUCGAUUGGGCAUCCGACUUUGGCUCAGGUCAUGAUCUUGAGGUUUGUGAG